Messenger RNA from Jatropha curcas, 2136 nucleotides. RefSeq names its product Tetratricopeptide repeat (TPR)-like superfamily protein. Gene Ontology annotation, biological process: RNA modification. NCBI's taxonomy places the organism in Eukaryota, Viridiplantae, Streptophyta, Magnoliopsida, Malpighiales, Euphorbiaceae. Gene Ontology annotation, molecular function: RNA binding; zinc ion binding; protein binding. The record is from RefSeq and is a predicted model, not a curated record.
CAGUAAAAAAUUUAUCAAAUCUACAUUUGGGUGGUGUAUGACAGAUCAAGAACCUUAUCCCAAAAUAAAUAAAUAAAUAAAUAAUCUAAAGCCACAGAGGCAAUAGCUUGACUAUUCAAAGUCAAGAUUGGAAACAUUUCAACAACUCCCUCCCUAAAUUAGGUAAGCAAUUGGAUGGCAUCCCUUCCCACAACAUACUCAAGCAUGUCGCAGACCCUAUCUCUGCUUGAAAGAUGUUCAAACAUGGAGGAAUUAAAGCAAAUUCAUGCUCAUAUGUUCAAAACAGGCCUUGUACUAGAGACAAUCACAGUAAGCAAGCUAGUAGCUUUUGUUAGCUCCUCAAAUUCAGGGAACAUAUCCUAUGCACGUACGGUUUUCGACAGAAUCAGCAGACCCAACACUUUCAUGUGGAAUGCUAUGAUCCGAGGCUAUGCUAACAGCAAUAAAUCGGAGCAUGCUUUGAUUCUGUAUUAUCAAAUGCUCUGUCAUUCCAUUCCACACAAUGUUUACACCUUUCCAUUCCUGCUCAAAGCGUGUUCUCGUCUGUCAGCCUUGGAAGAGAUCCAACAAAUUCAUGCUUACAUCAUAAAACUUGGAUUUGGUUCAGAUAUUUAUUCUACAAAUUCCCUUCUUCAUGCAUACGCUGCAUCUGGCUCCAUAAAAUCUGCGCAAGUCCUCUUUGAUCGAAUCUCACAACCAGAUGUUGUCUCUUGGAACUCAAUGAUUCAUGGGUAUAUGAAAUGCAACGAUACUGAAACAGCCUAUGAACUUUUCCAAGACAUGCCAACAAGAAAUGCCAUUUCAUAUACAGCAAUGAUUUCUGGUUAUGUCCAGGCAGGACUUCACCAAGAGGCACUGAAAGUAUUUCAAGAAAUGCAAAGUGCAGGCAUCAAACCUGAUAGAGUAGAGCUAGCAAGUGUACUUUCAGCAUGUGCACAUCUUGGGGCAUUGGAUCAAGGAAGAUGGAUUCAUGCAUACAUAAAAAAGAAUGAAAUCCAGAUAGACCAGAUUUUAGGUAGUGUUCUAAUAGACAUGUAUGCAAAGUGCGGUGGUAUGGAAGAAGCUCUAGGAGUUUUUAAGAAAAUAGGGAACAAAAAUGUCUAUGUUUGGACUGCAAUAAUUUAUGGUUUUGCAAUUCAUGGGCAUGGACAAGAUGCUCUUUACUGGUUUAAGCAAAUGCUGAAGGCAGGAAUUAAGCCAAACCUGAUAACUUUUACCGCAAUUUUAACUGCAUGCAGUUAUGCAGGACUAGUUGAAGACGGGAAAUCACUAUUUCAGAGCAUGGAGAAAGUUUAUAGUUUGAAACCAACAAUAGAGCACUAUGGAUGCAUGGUCGAUCUAUUAGGUCGAGCUGGAUUGCUGAAGGAAGCAAAGGAUCUGAUUGAGAGAAUGCCAGUAAAACCAAAUCCUGUCAUCUGGGGUGCACUUCUAAACGCCUGUCAUAUUCAUGGAAAUAUAGAGCUAGGUAAACAGAUAGGCAAAAUCCUAAUUGAAGAGGAUCCAGAUCAUGGUGGCCGGUACAUUCACUUAGCCAACAUUCAUGCUGCUGCAGGGGAAUGGGAUGUAGCAGCUGAGGCAAGAGCGCAAAUGAAAGAACAUGGAGUGUCCAAACUUCCAGGGUGCAGCACAAUCAGUCUAGAUGGUACUGUCCAUGGAUUUUUGGCUGGGGAUGGGUCCCAUCCUCAAAUGGAAGAGAUUUAUCACAUGUGGUACAAGAUCGCUGAGCGACUAGGACAAGAAGGAUAUAAACCUGCAAUACAAAAUUUAUUACAUGACCUUGAGGAUGAGGAGAAAGAAAUUGCCAUAAAUCAGCACAGUGAGAAGCUAGCUAUUGCAUUUGGACUAAUCCGGUCAAAACCAAGAGCAACAAUCCGGAUUGUUAAGAAUCUUACAGUGUGUGAGGACUGCCAUAUGGUAAUGAAACUUAUUUCCAAGAUUUAUGUUCGAAAGAUUGUCAUGAGGGAUAGAACUCGUUUCCACGUUUUUAGUGAUGGGAAAUGUACCUGUGGUGAUUACUGGUGAAUAGAGAGUAUGGCACUAUGAUGAUAGCAACCAAAUUCUGCUGAGAGUAAAUAUAUGUAUAGAAUUGUCAUCUCAACAUAAACUUGAAAUGUCAUUAUAAAGAAAAUUAAACCA